This is a messenger RNA of Micropterus dolomieu (smallmouth bass), 2091 nucleotides long. It is a transcript of the gene rab32a, whose product is annotated as RAB32a, member RAS oncogene family. Gene Ontology annotation, molecular function: GTPase activity; GTP binding. Lineage: Eukaryota; Metazoa; Chordata; Actinopteri; Centrarchiformes; Centrarchidae. The transcript is spliced from 3 exons. Bases 330 to 971 code for a protein of 213 amino acids. Gene Ontology annotation, cellular component: vesicle; trans-Golgi network; Golgi apparatus. Gene Ontology annotation, biological process: vesicle-mediated transport. The record is from RefSeq and is a predicted model, not a curated record.
GGAUCCCUCCGUGAAGGCUUUGGUCGGCUUCGCUGUCCGAUCUCUGGCUUACCCCCUUGGGCUCCCUUCAGAAAGCUGUAGGCUUUUAAUUCCCGUUACUAAUAUCAAGUGUGUCUUUCAUUUCCGGGUCCUAUGACUUAUCAGGUGGUUGCUGGGCGGCAUCAGGAGGAGGAGGAGAAUUAGUAAAGGGGAAAGAAAUUCUGUUGCAUCUGGCCCCCUGCCCUCUAACCAGCCCAGUCCACUCCAGCGCCUCGCAGGAAGCUUAUACAUGAGCGAGAAAGCAGAAGCUGUCUAAGUUUAGAGAAAAAGUUGUCAGUGUCCGUCUCAGCAUGGCCGGGGGCUCGGUGUCUGAGUGCAAGGAGUACUUGUUCAAAGUGCUGGUGAUUGGGGAACUAGGCGUCGGGAAAACCAGCAUCAUCAAACGCUACGUGCACCAGCUUUUCUCGCAGCACUACAGGGCGACGAUCGGGGUCGACUUUGCGCUUAAAGUGAUCAACUGGGACAGCAACACGCUGGUCAGAUUACAGCUGUGGGACAUCGCAGGUCAGGAACGAUUUGGGAACAUGACGCGAGUGUACUACAAAGAGGCAGUGGGGGCAUUCGUGGUGUUCGAUGUGACAAGGGGCUCCACGUUUGAGGCAGUGUCUAAGUGGAAGCAUGACCUGGACAGCAAGGUGAAGCUAGCUAAUGGCAACCCUAUCCCUUCUGUGCUGCUCGCCAAUAAGUGUGACCAGAAGAAAGAGAGUGCCAACAACACGGCCCUAAUGGACAAUUUCUGCAAAGAGACUGGCUUUCUGGGCUGGUUUGAAACCUCAGCUAAGGACAACAUCAACGUGGAUGAGGCAGCGCGUUUCCUGGUAGAGAAUAUCUUGGCUAACGACAAAGGUUUGCCAUAUGAGGAGAGCAAUGGAGACCGGAUCAAACUGGACCAGGAGACUGUGGCUGCUGAGAUCAAGUCAGGCUGCUGCUAACACUCAGUCCAUUCACAUUAGCCGCCCGCUUCCCCUUGGCGGUGUCCAACACGUUCAUCCAGCCUGUGGCUCUCAGCCCUCUUCUGCAGUCUCUCUGAGGAAUAUGAAUGUUUGGGUCUUCAAAGCUCCAGGAUUUUUUCUCCCUGCAGUGAUGCCCAUUUGACCUGCACGUCCAAUCUUCUCACUGCAGCUUUCCCUAUAGGCCAGAAUAGAAAACCCAAUUUUAUCUAGAUGUUGUCACUGCCUCUACUUGGCUGUUGCCUUCUUUGAUCCACACCUCUAAACCACAGGAUUUUUCUUAUUGUGCUUGUCUCACUGCAUUUUUCCCUGAUUGUCUAUUUCACCACCAGCCCUCUACACUUGAAUCUGUCUGCUCCCCCUGUUGCCUCUGAAGCCCUGAACUAUACCACAUCUGAGAAGGGGUGCAAACUAUGCAGAAAGUUGAGAAUUUUGUCACUUUUGUCUGUUCUCUUACAGCAUCCUUGUCAUUCAGCAUUUAUCUGUGAAACAAGACACUUUAUUGUUCAGUGUAUACCUAACAUAGGUGAUGCCCCUUAAACAAAAUCUUUUACAGCACAAUCAUGUUUGUGUUUCCAGCUGUUCUUUAGACUACUGUGUAAAAAGUAAGCAAACGAACAUUAUCAAAGUGUUAUCGUAUCUCAUAUUACUGUCAUGAAUUGUUGUCUUUAAGUCAUAUUGUUCCUGAAAUAAUGCGUAAUUUUUUUUAUCAUGUUAAUUAGCGAGGAACACUUUUUGUUGUUCACUAAAACAUUUACGGACAGACGGACAAUACAGCAUUCCAGAAAAAAACUCUAAUAACAGUACUAUAUGAGACACUGACAAAUGUUUGUUUGAUUGUCACUGGUAUGAAAAUGUUGAUCUGAUUUGCAGUAUAUAUUUUUUAAAAUCUGUUGGGUCAUGCAUUAUAUAAGCGGUGAGAUGUCAUAAAACAGAAUCCGACAGAGGACUACACUGUCUUGUACACAGGGUUGGUAAUCUGUUAAAGUGUUCAGAAGGAAUAUGAAGAUUUUCUUUUAUACAUGGAGUUAAGAUUACGUUUAUACAUAGAAAUACUUUAAAUCUACUAGACCAACAUGGAAUAAACAUUUUAACAAAUUUG